GCUGUUGGCGGUCAGAUCGUCGCGCACAAUCGGUGGCGACAGCCGCGAGUGGAUUUAGCAUUUCAAACAUGGCCACCGAGGGGAUUAGCCAGGGCUGGUUGGCAGGCUUAGCGACAUCAUUAAACGUACCUGAAGCUGCAGUUAGACUUUUGGCUUCAAUUCUACUAGGUUUUCCAUUGGCAUUGUUUCACAGGUAUAAGCUAUAUGGCAAGGAACAAACCACGCAACAUAUAUUUUUUAUACUUUCCGGGUUGAGCAUUGGGUAUUGGAAUUACGGUCCGGAUAUCCUGCACUCUGCAUUUUCACUAUGUGUUACCUACUUGAUACUGAGGAUAAUCGGUGGAACGAAUUUAUCGGUGAUCAUGUCUUUUGUAUUCAACAUGGCAUACCUGCUAGUGGGAUAUUAUACAACAAGUACAGAAGAUUACGAUAUAAAAUGGACAAUGCCACAAUGUGUACUGACCUUAAGGCUGAUAGGUUUAGCAUUCGAUGUAUGUGACGGCAGAAAAAAAGAAGAAAUGCUGUCAGCGUCCCAGAAGGAGACAGCUUUAAAGUCGACGCCAUCGUUUUUAGAGAUCGCAGCCUACAUAUAUUUUCCUGGUUCGUUUUUAGUCGGUCCACAAUUUAGCAUGAAGCGAUAUCUCAAGUAUGUCAAUGGCGAAUUGAGGGGUCCGGACUCCUCAAACGAAUUGCCACCAUGUAUAGUUCCUGGUCUUUUGAGAGCUCUGGCUGGUUUUGGCUACAUUGUAGUCUUCCAAAUUGGCUCUAUGUACGUUUCUGACGACUAUAUAGUUGACCCAUCGUUUUCUAAUGAGAGCUUUUGGAAGCGGUGGCUCUUAUUGGGACUGUGGGGUCGAGUUAACUUAUAUAAGUAUAUCAGCUGCUGGCUGAUAACUGAGGGGGUUUGUAUUGUUUUUGGUAUAACUUACAAUGGAAAAGACAAAAACGGGGUUGAAAGGUGGGAUGGUUGUGCCAAUGUCGAGCUUUUGGUAUUCGAAAAUGCGACACAAUUCAAUCACUACAUUCUUUCCUUCAACACGAAUACUAAUCACUGGUGUGCCGAGUAUAUCUACAAAAGAUUGAAGUUCUUAGGAUCAAAAAUCUACAGCCAAACAGCAACUUUAUUAUUUCUUGCCGUUUGGCACGGUUUUCACAGUGGAUAUUAUCUAUGUUUCUUCAUGGAAUUCAUCAUUAUGAAUUUCGAAAAAGACAUUGGGCCUGUACUUAAUUCAAAUAAGAAGCUGCAGGCACUUUUGAACAAUCCAAUAAUAGCUGUGCUUGUCUGGUUUGUCAUGAAAAUAUACACGCUUGUAUUCAUGGGCUAUGCGCUAAUACCAUUUGUCUUACUUAAACACAGUAAAUACUUGCAAGUAUUUGCAAAUUUCCAUUUUCUCGGACAUAUAUUAUUCAUGGGUUAUCCAUUGAUAGCCCCAUUUCUGAAAUCACUUAUUCGAGAAAAGCGACAGAGAUCACACGAAGAAUAGAGAAUAUAUGUAAAUUCAUAUUCCAUGCGAAUUUAUUCCGGGUACUUUUUACACUCAACAUCCUUUUUCGCUUCGCCAAAUAAUCAAAGAAAUUAAAUGUUCGACUCUUAAUGAUUGUGAUGAACUUUUUUGUCGUACUCUGUUUAAAUGGUCUGUAGAUUUGGGCGUUCUUGUAUCAAACAAUGGCAAAGACGAUAAUAUUUGAUCACGUGUUGUUGUAUCUUCAUACGCAGUUUUAGUUGAAAAAAUUUAUUCCUGUACUGAAUUUCCAACACAGUCAAUUCUGAAACUAUCUGUGCAAAUUCUUAAUUGUUGCGACUAACAACCUGAAAACUCUACCUCUAAAGAUUGAGAUAGAAAAGCGUAUUAUAGCUGUAUUAUAGAUGUGCAAGUAUAUAUGUAACUAAUGGUAAAGUGAGCAUCAUUUUAUGAGCGUGUCAAAUCCAAUCGGAAAUUCAUUUGAAAGAAUGCACAAUAUAAUCGAAUAGUAGAUCCGACAGAGUGUGGCAGUGGAACAGAGUAUUUUGUAAUUUUGUAAGUAAAUCAGUGAAAAGGUGGAAAAUACGUAGAGAUUUCGGCACGUAAUUACUUCGAGACAGGGAUUUCAUUCAUGUGCAAAGUU
Messenger RNA from Diprion similis, 2106 nucleotides. It is a transcript of the gene nes, whose product is annotated as lysophospholipid acyltransferase 5. Gene Ontology annotation, biological process: phosphatidylcholine biosynthetic process; lipid modification. NCBI's taxonomy places the organism in Eukaryota, Metazoa, Arthropoda, Insecta, Hymenoptera, Diprionidae. Gene Ontology annotation, molecular function: 1-acylglycerophosphocholine O-acyltransferase activity; lysophospholipid acyltransferase activity. Gene Ontology annotation, cellular component: membrane. The record is from RefSeq and is a predicted model, not a curated record. The transcript has 8 exons. The coding region runs from base 69 to 1484 and encodes 471 amino acids.